This is a messenger RNA of Cimex lectularius (bed bug), 959 nucleotides long. RefSeq names its product putative phosphatidate phosphatase. The coding region runs from base 57 to 953 and encodes 298 amino acids. Gene Ontology annotation, biological process: phospholipid dephosphorylation; signal transduction; phospholipid metabolic process. The record is from RefSeq and is a predicted model, not a curated record. Gene Ontology annotation, molecular function: phosphatidate phosphatase activity. NCBI's taxonomy places the organism in Eukaryota, Metazoa, Arthropoda, Insecta, Hemiptera, Cimicidae. The transcript has a single exon.
AAUAUUAGAAUUGUUAAAUCACGUUAUUUAUUUUCUAUUAUUAGUUAGGAUAUACGAUGCGCACUAGUACAAUUAUUUUAAGCUUCAUAUCACAUUUAGUGGCUAUCCUCGGUUCUAGUAUAAUACGUUAUACCUUGCUUGGAAUCCGUCCAAACAAUGUCGGUUUCGAUUGCACAAAUAUUUCUAUCAGGCACACACAGAAAACGGCAACGAUUAGUAAUAAAAAUUUAAAUAUUUUUUCUUUAAUUUUCCCGAUUUGUUUUGUUUCUGUGUACGAAAUAAUACUCUUCUUGUGGAGCUCCAGCCAAGAAUUGAACUGGCCGGGCUACAGCAAAACUCUCUUCCCUCUGCAACUCUUAAAGACAGUCGCUGUAUAUUUCACGGCGUUCAACGUGCAAGCCAUCAUAGGGGAUUUAAUGAAAUUAACGACGGGUGAACUCAGGCCGUAUUUUAUUGAAGUGUGCAUGCCGAAUGUCACCUGCUCGGAUCCGUCGAUCAGUUCGCAUUUUAUCAAUGAUUACGCAUGCCACGGAGAUCCGGCGAACGUUCGAGAUGCGAGGAUGUCAUUUCCGUCCGAUCACGCCUACUGCAUGACAAUGGCGAUGGUGUACAUUUGUCUGUAUGUCGAUAACAAGUUCUAUUGGGAUGCGAUUUUCAUCGGAAAGAUACUCUUCCAGUUUAUACUUGUUUCAUUAGCGAUAUUUGUCGGAAUAAGCAGCAGGGUAGACAAUCAACACCACUUCAUAGACGUCGCCGUCGGAAUCAUCUUGGGCACGGCGACUGCUUUUGCUGCUGUUAACGCUACGAACUUGUUUGGCCAAAACCUCAUCAUAAACCAAGCACGACCUUCACAACAUUCAAAGAGCACUCCAAUGCAUGCCGUAAAUUCGACUGGAACGUUGGACACAUCAAUAUCUUCAAUUGAUUAUUCACAAAGCAAUAUAAUGCAAUGAAAAGUA